GACAGAGGUCGCUUCUCAAACGACAACAUGGCAGCAUCCGGAGAAGUGGCCGAUUGAUGUAAUUCGUAUAAAAUCGAGAACUUAUGGCCCUUAAGGAACAAAUAGUUCCCAAAGAAGAUUCGUCGUCCUUGUGUUUUCAGAAAAGCGAAUUUGCCAAAGAUGAUUUCUGUGUAGAUUAUUUUGUAAGUGAAUAUCGGAAACAUGUGCCAUUGGAAGUUCUCCGGGACGACUUGGGAAUUUAUUUAAAUGUUUUACGUUCUUCUAUGAUAGAACUUAUUAACAAAGAUUAUGCAGAUUUUGUUAAUCUCUCUAGUAAUUUGGUUGGAUUAGAUAAAUCCAUCAACAAUUUAACAGUCCCGUUGGGUCAGUUGAGAGAAGAAGUAAUGACUGUAAAGACAGCAUUAGAUGAUGCACUUGACUCUAUACAGAAAAAAUUACAAGAAAGAGAAGAAACAAGAAAUAAAAAGAUUUUAAUACAGAAAGUAAUGAUUGUACUAAAAGAAAUUGAAAAAAUAGAAAUGUUAUUAAAUAUUACGUACACUAAUCAAAAUGCUUAUUUCAUUCAAAGUGAAAUGAGGAAAUGGUCUUCUGAUUUAGUGGAACGAGUAGCUUUAAACUUAGUAGAAAUGCAAUUUAUAUUAAGUAAGCUCAAGGGGUUGAAAGUGAUUGAAAAUUUAAGAAUUCGUAUGCAAAAAAUUACAUCAAUCCUUCGGAGUCAUUUAGAAGAAGUUUUUAUAAACAAGGGAUUAUUUGAUCCACCAACACUAGAAAUGGUUUUAAGAACUUAUGCUAUAUUUGACAAAACCGAAGAAUUGGAAUUGCUGUUUUGUAAGAGAGUUGUCAGACCUCACUUGGAGAAGAUUAUUACAGAGAAGAAUCUACAGCAGAAUGGCUUGAACAGCUUGUAUAAAGAAAUAUUGGAUUUUUUAAUAAACAAAUGUAAAAUUAUUUUUGAAGUAACAACAAAAACAAAAAGGACAAAUUUGUUGAAGGGAUACGAUUUUGUUGGGAAUGUAAUAUGGCCAGAAAUAGCAUCGCAGUUGAUUCAUCUUACUCCUUCCAUAUUUGCGCCUGGUAAUCCGAAUUUAUUUCAUCAACAUUAUUCAAUUACUUUAACUUUCUUAGAAGAUUUCGAAAGAACGUGUUCAUCUCAUACGAGCAUACGAAAUCUCAGACAGUAUCCGAGUUAUAAGUCCUUUAUGGAGAAAUGGAAUUUACUGGUUUACUUCCAAAUUAGAUUUCAAGAAAUUGGAGGUGCUUUUGAAGAAGCAUUACUUUUGCCAUUUUUACAAACCAAAGAAAAUUUGCCAUUUAAUUUUCGCAUCAGUUCUUCCUGCUGGGUUAGCAUACAGAAGUGCUGGUCACCUGACAUAUAUUUACCAUCUUUGAGUUAUAAAUUCUGGAAGUUUACAUUACAGAUAUUGUCUCGUUACACUAAAUGGAUUACGACUAUAUUAGAAAAGCCAGUGCAAGACGUUAUGUUGAUUGACAAUUCGAUUCAACACAGUUCUGAUAAAUAUACAAACAGCAGUUCGGAGUCACAGAAUAUGGAGCUACCAUCUGUUGUGGAUUUUGUUACGCUUGUUAAUGAUAUCGAAAUUUUGCAAAAGAAGGUUACGGAAUUUUUUGAGAAAGUAAUUUGGGAGAAGAUUUCUGAAUAUAAUGAUGAUUUACGUGGUGCAUUGGAAUGCAGCUUAGAAGAAUUAGCUAAGAUGCCUUCGGAAAUAGGCACCUAUGUCAUACGUGGAAUUGUGGCGCAGUGCUCGCAGCAUCUGAAAUUAGUUUCUGAUAUUCCUCGUCUCUAUAGGAAGACUAAUCGAGAGCAUAAAUUGAGAUAA
Messenger RNA from Centruroides sculpturatus (bark scorpion), 1838 nucleotides. It is a transcript of the gene Cog2, whose product is annotated as conserved oligomeric Golgi complex subunit 2-like. Gene Ontology annotation, biological process: Golgi organization; intra-Golgi vesicle-mediated transport; protein transport. The transcript is spliced from 15 exons. Gene Ontology annotation, cellular component: membrane; COG complex. The coding region runs from base 84 to 1838 and encodes 584 amino acids. NCBI's taxonomy places the organism in Eukaryota, Metazoa, Arthropoda, Arachnida, Scorpiones, Buthidae. The record is from RefSeq and is a predicted model, not a curated record.